Molecule: messenger RNA, 2265 nt
Organism: Diutina rugosa
Lineage: Eukaryota; Fungi; Ascomycota; Pichiomycetes; Serinales; Debaryomycetaceae
Exons: 1
Coding region: 1-2265 (754 amino acids)
Biological process (GO): long-chain fatty acid metabolic process
Cellular component (GO): membrane; endoplasmic reticulum
Molecular function (GO): long-chain fatty acid-CoA ligase activity
Source: RefSeq, a predicted model, not a curated record
AUGGUCGUCGCCACCACUUCCCCCUGCGAGCCCCUCUUCGCCAACCAGCUGUUGGAAACCGCGUACUACCGCCUCCCCUUGGCGCCGCUGGCGGUCGGCGAGGCCGUCCCCACCACCAAGCGGACCCCGAAACACCUGGCGGUGUACCGCAACCGGGCUUUGCCCCUGCGCACGGUGCUGUGCUUGCACCCUGGCGUCGACACCUACGCCAAGUUGUUCAACAACUCCGUCGCCCUUAACGGACCCAACCCCUGUCUUGGCUGGAGACCCUACGACUACGUGCAGAAGAAGCACGCCCCCGACUUUGUUCUGCUCUCGUACAACGAGGUCCAGCAGAAGAAGCGCAACAUCGGCGCCGGUAUUAUCCGCUCGUUGCUCUCUAACCCGUACAAGAAGGACACCGACGCCCACCAGAAGAUCGACGCCCACUUGACCCGCUACCACACUUAUGGGGUUGAAAACACCGGUACCGACAACCCCGACCACAUCAUCGAAAAGCUGGCGUCGUUCAUCGUGCUGAUCUUCGCCGCCAACCGCGCCGAGUGGAUCAUGACCGACUUGGCGUGCCUGGCGUACUCGAUGACCAACACCGCGUUGUACGACACUUUGGGGCCUGACGUCACCAUGUACAUCUUGGAGCUCACCAAGCUGCCGAUCGUGGUGUUGCUGAAGGACAAGGUGGAGACGGUGCUCACUUUGAAGAAGAACCACCCCAAGGAGCUUGAAAACCUCAUUUCGUUGGUGGUGAUGGACCCGUUGUCGACUGUCGACCAACAGUACGUCAACCAGGCUAAGGAAUUGCAGGUCACCUUGCACGACUUGCUGCAAAUUGAGCAGAUCGGGGCCACCAACCCCAUUGAAGAAUUGCCCCCCUCGGCUAACACUUUGCAGACGAUCUCGUUCACCUCGGGUACCACUGGGGCUAAGCCUAAGGGGGCGAUGUUGUCGCAAGCCAAUGCCGCCGCCGCCAUCUCCGCUUUGGCCUCCACUGAACCCAAGGCGCUGCCGGGUAAGAACAAGGCUUUCAUUUUCUUGCCGUUGACCCACAUCUAUGAGCGUCAGACCUCCGGGUACGCGUUGCUGGCGGGUUACUACCUCGGAUUCCCCCAGUUCACCUUCGACAACCCCCGCCCCGACGCGUUCAAGGACUUGAUCACCGAUCUCCGCAUCUUCAAGCCCACCUACUUCUCGCUGGUGCCGCGGAUCCUCACCAAGUUCGAGUCGUUGAUCAAGCACACCGUCAAGCAGUUGCCUGACCCCGAACGGAUUAAGGUCGAAGAAAUUAUCGCCUGGAAGCUUGCUAAACAGAGCGAGGCUGACGGCAACACUGGCGCCAACCCCGAGUACGACAACUACCCCCCCUACGUGGCGUUGCAAGAGCUUGUCGGCUGGGAAAAGAUGGACUGGACCCAGACCGCCUCCGCCCCCGUGGCGGCGCUGACGUUGGCGUACCUCAGAGCGGCGUUGAACACCGGUACCCGCCAGUUGUACGGGCUCACCGAAACCUACGGCGCCCACACCAACUCGAUCCCCUGGGAAGCCAACCCUGGAACCUGUGGCCCCACCAUGAUCACGCUGGAACAGAAGAUGCGGUCGGUGCAGGAAAUGGGCUACGACAUCUCCGAAGGCAAAGGUGAAUUGUUGGUGGGCGGGUCCCAAGUUUUCAAAGGCUACUACUACAACCAGGCCGAAACCGACAAGUGCUUUGACGAGGACGGGUGGUUCCACACCGGUGACAUCUCUCGCAUCGACGACAAGGGCCGGUUGCUGAUCAUCGACAGAGUCAAGAACUUCUUCAAGUUGGCUCAGGGUGAAUACAUCUCGCCCGAGAAGAUCGAAGGGUGCUACCUCUCGCUGAACCCGUUGUUGACUCAAUUGUACGUCCACGGUAACUCGCACAAGCUGUAUCUUGUUGGGGUCUGUGGCGUCGACUUUGAACGUGGUCUCCAGUUCUUGAACGAAGUCUGUGGCUACAACAAGUUGGACAUGACCCAACACGAACUCGUUGACGAGUUGAACAAGGUCGAAAACAAGCGCAAGUUCUUGAAGUCGCUCAACGACUCCGUGGGCUCCAAGUUGAACGGGUACGAAAAGUUGCACAACGUCUACAUUGAGUUGAACCCGUUGACCGUCGAGCGUAACGUGGUGACGCCGACGAUGAAGAUCAAGCGUGGGGUGGCGUCGAAGUACUUUGGCGAGGUGUUCGAAAAGUUGUACGAAGUCGAACAGCUGUUGGUGCACAAGGCGAGAGAAGCGCGCUUGUAA